Messenger RNA from Daucus carota subsp. sativus, 1880 nucleotides. RefSeq names its product UNC93-like protein 1. The transcript has 2 exons. Bases 206 to 1654 code for a protein of 482 amino acids. The record is from RefSeq and is a predicted model, not a curated record. NCBI's taxonomy places the organism in Eukaryota, Viridiplantae, Streptophyta, Magnoliopsida, Apiales, Apiaceae.
GAUCAGAGGUAACAUCCAUCAGAUACCUCUUGUAUCAAUCUUGUCCUUAGCUUUUCAGAAUUUGCGUUAUGUCACAAUUAUGUUACUCAUCCGUGGCGUGACAGUCUAUACCAAAACCUCUUUAAAUACUUGCUCAAAUCUCCAGCAUUUCACACCAUUUCCACCUUGAACUUCUUCAGCUAAUCUCUGGUUUUUGAAGUUAAUCAUGGUUACAGCCAAAGCUGAUGAAGAGAAAGCAACAAACUUCAAAGUGUUGCAAGAAUCUCCACCAUCUUCAUCGUAUUUUCGAUACAAUUCUCCUUUAGUUCAAGUUGGCCUAAUUGGUUUAGUCUGCUUCUGUUGUCCUGGAAUGUUCAAUGCACUCUCAGGAAUGGGAGGGGGUGGCCAGGUGAAUCACAAAGCGGCUAACAAUGCCAAUACUGCCCUCUACACUACCUUUGCAGUUUUCGGGGUUUUGGGAGGGGGAAUCUACAAUAUCUUGGGGCCUAAACUGACCCUUUUCGCGGGUUGUUCAACUUACAUUCUUUAUGCAGGUUCUUUUCUGUAUUAUAACCAUCAGAAGCAUCAGGCUUUCGCGAUUGUGGCUGGAGCGCUGCUUGGUAUUGGAGCUGGACUGCUCUGGGCUGGCCAGGGAGCUAUGAUGACUUCUUAUCCGACUCCAGGUCGAAAAGGGAGUUACAUUGCUAUGUUCUGGAGUAUAUUCAACAUGGGUGGUGUCAUAGGGGGGUUGAUACCGUUUAUCAUGAAUUACAAUAGAAUUGAAGCCAGCUCGGUUAAUGAUGGAACUUACAUUGGUUUCAUGGUUUUCAUGACUAUUGGAACAAUUCUGACACUGUCAAUUUUGCACCCGAGUAAAGUUAUUCGAGAAGAUGGGACUAGAUGUACUGAGAUGAAGUACUCGAGUGUGAGGGUUGAGUCUGUUGCGAUUAUGAAGUUGUUUUUGGAUUGGAGGUUGCUGUUGUUGGUGCCAGCAGCUUGGGCUAGUAACUUCUUUUAUAGUUACCAGUUUAAUAACGUGAAUGGGGUUUUGUUCAAUUUGAGGACUCGAGGUUUGAACAACGUGUUUUAUUGGGGAGCUCAGAUGAUUGGAUCUAUUGGCAUCGGCUAUGUCAUGGACUUUAGUUUCAAGAGCAGGAGGACAAGAGGUUUGGUUGGUGUUGCAAUUGUUGGAGUUCUUGGGACUGCGAUUUGGGGGGGAGGGCUUGCCAAUCAGGUUGGAUAUAAGCGCAAUGAAAAACUCGUGUUACUUGACUUCAAGGACUCUGGUUCUGAUUUUGCAGGGCCAUUUGUGUUGUAUUUUAGCUACGGCUUGCUUGAUGCUAUGUUCCAGAGCAUGGUUUAUUGGGUUAUUGGGGCUUUGGCUAAUGAUGCCGCUGUCCUUAGCAGGUACAAUGGCUUCUACAAGGGCGUACAGAGUGCAGGGGCAGCAGUGGCUUGGCAAAUCGAUGUGCACAAUGUGUCCUACGUGUCUGAACUGGCCGUGAAUUGGGCACUAUGCACAAUUAGUUACCCAUUGUUGGUUGUUCUGAUAAUCCUGGCCGUAAAAGACGAGAGUGUGGAAGACCUGGAAGGAACAUCCAAGGAGGUUGCACUUCCAGCAGCUGUCCCAGAGUCCAUGGAGGAUAGUAAUGUUGCUGUUAGCAAGUCAUCCUAAAAUUAUCAUUUUUUAUGUGUUGAUUAAUUCUUGUUAGAGUGGUAAUCUACUCUGAUACUUCUUCACUUAUAUGCAAACUUGUAAUUCAAUUCAGCAAUAACUCUAGUGAUUCAUGAGCAGAAUAAGCAUCAAAAAAUGAUUCAUGAUUCGGUUCAUGUUUGUACGAAUUUUAAGACCAGAUGUCUGGCGACUUGGUCGCUACAAAAUAAAGUUUUGCUCGUGUUCC